This is a messenger RNA of Adelges cooleyi (spruce gall adelgid), 2992 nucleotides long. RefSeq names its product NEDD4 family-interacting protein 1-like. NCBI's taxonomy places the organism in Eukaryota, Metazoa, Arthropoda, Insecta, Hemiptera, Adelgidae. Bases 261 to 1019 code for a protein of 252 amino acids. Gene Ontology annotation, biological process: vacuolar transport; ubiquitin-dependent protein catabolic process; metal ion transport. Gene Ontology annotation, molecular function: WW domain binding. The transcript has 6 exons. The record is from RefSeq and is a predicted model, not a curated record. Gene Ontology annotation, cellular component: Golgi apparatus; endoplasmic reticulum; perinuclear region of cytoplasm.
UGACUCUAAUAUGGCCUAUGUUUAUUACAAAUUACAAGUGUUCGCUGGUUUCGUUGUAAAAUGUUUAAGAUAAAUUUAGAAAAUUAUUAAAAAUCGAUGAUAAAACGUGUAAAAAAAUACAUCAGAUUGGAAUAGUUUUAUAAAUUUUAUUUGUUCUUUUACGGCGCCGACGAUUUCUAGUGAACUAUUUUAAGUGUCUUGUACGCAAAUGUCAUUUUGAAUAAUUACAAUCCCAUUAAAAAAUAUUGUGCUUCACAACUAUGAGUCGGCAACCAGAAAGUCAUAUCAUGGAUAUUCCACCUCCUGUGUAUAGUAAUGUUGUAACCAACAACACUAAUACUCAGUCCAACAUAGUACAGAACUCAAAUGUUGAUAAUAUUCAGCCAAUACCUAUACAUCCAUCGACAUCACCGCCACAUUAUGACAUGCAGCCACCCAGAUUAGAUAUGUCAGCUCCGCCACCGUAUGAAGACUGCAAUCCAGAUUUUGUGAAAUUGCCUACUUACGAAGAAGUUCAAAUGGAAAAACGUUUGGAAGGAGAAAUGUCUCCAAGAUUACCAGGAAGAAUUAUGGGACCACCUACUAUUGGAGCAAAUUCACAAGAGAUACCAGCACAAACAUUGACCGUUUUAACAAUUGACACUGCUCCAAACCCUUGUGAAAUCGAUACCAAUUUACUCGGUACAGACUACAUGUUUCUGACAGCAUUUUUGGUGGCAUUGCUUUUCAACUGGGUUGGUUUCCUAGUACUGAUGUGCCUGUGUCAAACUGUCGCAGCUCGUUACGGAGCGUUGGCUGGAUUCGGUCUUUCAUUGGCCAAAUGGACAAUGAUAGUAAAACGUAACACUGAAAUGACGGAAACGUCGCCAGAGAACCGGACAAACACGUGGCUGUGGUGGUUAGUGAUGGCAUUCGGCUUUUUAAUUUGUAUUCGUGCCGUCAUUCAGUACAUGAAUAUCAAACGUGGUUGGCGAUUGCUCAGUGUACCAGCACAGGAGCGCGUGUUAUAUUUUUAUUGAAUAGCGAUCUGAAACACUACAGCUUAAUUGACACGUGUAAAAGUUUAUUGGACUAUUGAUCUUUGUUUUAGUUCUAUCUUGCUAAAUAAAAAUUAUUUUUAAUUAUUAUUACAUCGAGAGAAUUUUUAACAAUUUUAAAAUUGAGAGUGAUUCUGAACAAUUAUACCCUCCACAUAAUUUUAAUUAAUAUAGAUUUUUGAUAUGAACAUUAUAUUAAAAUAUUGGUUUAGAUUAACUUUGUUUAAACAAUAAGUAUUGCAAAAUAAACUAAAUAAUAUGUUUAUAAAAAAAAAAAAAAAAAUUAGUGCUAUAAAGAAAAUAGUUUUUAUAUCUUGACAUUUAAUUUAUUGUUUAUUUUUAAAUAUUUAUAAAUCUUUCAAUUUUACCAUCUUCAAUUUCUUUCCCCUUUUAAGACUACAUUAAUUUUUUUUAACUAAAAGUAUAGUACAACUUGUCAUCACAUUUCAUUCUAGUGUAAUUUAAAAAGAUAAAUAUUUUGAAAAGUUGUCCGAAUAUUGUUGUAAAUAUUUUAAAAAAUAGUUAAGAGAAACAAAUAUAUAUAUAUUUUUUUUAAACUAUCGAUAAGAGUGAUUUUAAACUUAAAUAACAAUUCCAUCAAAGUACUUACCUUAUUUUACGCGUAACAAAGAAAGAAAAUAGUACAACUGUCCGUGUAUAAACUGUAAUUAUAUUGUUAUCAUGCGGAUGAGUUUCAGAUAUAUCCUUGUCAAUAGUUUUAAGCCGAUGUAUUGACAUGGAUAUAACUGAAACUCAUCAGUAUGAUAUUAAAUCCAUAAAAGCUUCAACACAUUCAUAUAUUGUUAUUGAUUAAAAAAAGAAAAAACAUCUUAACUACACUUAAAACAUAAUUUACUCUCUACAAAUAAAUAAUUCAAAUACGAUUGAAAUAUAUUUUAACGAAUUUUUACACAAUUUCCGUUUAUAAUUUUUAAUUUUUUUUUUGCAUUCCUUCUAUUUCUUGUUUAUCAUAGUUUUUCUCAGACGAAUUGUAUUCAAUUAAUUUAUGACCUCAUUAUAUAUAAACAUAUAAUAUUGUUUGUAUUUAUUUACUAGAUUUAAAUGUUAUUGUCACAUUUAUAGUAUUUAUAUCUAUUUAUUUUUUGUUGUAUAAAACUUAUUAUUGGAAAACAGAUAAAGGCAAACUUUUAUAUUUACCGUAAUAUAUAUAUAUAUUUAUUUUUAAUACUAUUAUUUUGCCAUAUUUGCAUUUAAUUUAUAUAACACACAUUGUGUAAAUAGUGUUUAUUUAGUUAUAAGAAUAAUAAUAAUAACAAACUUUGAUCGGUAAAAUCGACAGUUUUUUAAUAGGUAUGUAUAACUGUUGUAAAAAAAAAAAUCAACCUGGCUUUAAAAUAAAAACUUAUAAAUUGAAAGUUUAGGCCUUUUUUUUUUUUUUACUAGUUUACUUUGGAGGGUAAAAUGUUUAUUAUAUUAAUUUACUAUCGGCCUGUUUUAGACAAUAGUGUGGUACGGUUUUGAAUUUUUAAAAGAAACUCAUAGAGAAUAUAUAUUUUAUAAGUUAAAAAUGUACUAAUUUGUUAAGUAUAGUAAAAUAUAUCUUUUAUAUUAUUCUCAUUUGUUAAGAUUUUUUUUUUAAAUUUGUUUUAGUAUCGGUAAAAGAAAAAGGAAAAUAACCUAUCUUUUUCUUGUUAUUACGUGAUUGUGUAAAUUUCAGAAUUGAUGAAAUACAAUAUCAUUAUUCAUUACGAUGUAUAUUUACCGAUUGCCUUUUUUAUUGUUUAUACUUAAUUUACAUCAUCAUUCGUUGAACAAUUUCUUAUUACUGUUACGUUCCAUUUCUUCUACAAAUUGUUUAAAAAUCUUGCUUGUAUUUGUGAAUCUUCUAUGUAAUAUUUAAAAUAUUAGUAUUAUAAAGUACCAUUUAUAAUUGAAUUGUGUUGUAAUAUUUUUUUUACAUACUUAUUAGAGUGGUCUAAUAAACAUUUUUUUUU